AUGGUAUUGGAUGUGGGAAUGGAUCCGCCGAUACCGACGAUACUUCAGGUGCCGGGAGAGGUGUCAUUCUAUAUGCAAUCGGGUCUUAUGAAAGAUACCAUUAAAGUGGACACAAGCGAACUCACGCUCAAGUCGUUGAAGGAAAGUGCAUGCAAUUUCAUCGAUAAACAGUACCCCGACCAUGGCCUCAAUCGAUUAACAGAGAGGCUUAUGCUAUUCAAACACGACUACAACUCGCAAAACAUGCUUUUGCCCGUCAAUGCGGCCUCAGAUGUGACCGACGGCGCGCUCAUCGAAAUCAUUGUUUCAGGCAACAAUCCAUCGGAUUCGGUGCAAAUCAGACCGCAUUACUUAGGGGUCCACUCGUAUAAGGCGCCAACUUUUUGUGAUUUUUGCGGCGAAAUGCUGUUUGGAUUAGUCCGUCAGGGACUGAAGUGCGAGGGCUGUGGACUUAAUUACCACAAACGGUGCGCCUAUAAGAUACCCAACAACUGUACGCACGGCCGCCGUCGCCGAUCCUCCACUUAUUUAGUGCCAAACAGUCCAACAAACGAGUCGGCUAUACAUCGAACCACCAGUAGUGGGCCAACACUUACCGACGAAAUGAGGAUUGCGCGCAAAGCUAUGACUUAA
Molecule: messenger RNA, 633 nt
Organism: Medioppia subpectinata
Lineage: Eukaryota; Metazoa; Arthropoda; Arachnida; Sarcoptiformes; Oppiidae
Source: the annotation of a GenBank genome assembly